GAAGUGUAUAAAGUGUAUAUAUAAAAGUGUAGCGCGUGCGUUGAAAGCCCCAAUAACAAAUUUUGGCUCUCGCAGGGCAUAUUGGUAUUGCAAUAAUACCAGUUCAAAACUACACCUGAACCAGCGCCAGAGCCAGAACCAGAACCUGAUCCCAACAUAAUAACCACCAGCAACGCACCAGACCACCCACCACACCCACCAAAAUGAUCAACAUGGACAUUAGCGUGACGCCCAACUACUCGUAUAUUUUCGAUUUCGAGAACGAUUUCAUACACCAGCGGACACGCAAAUGGAUGCUGGAGAACUGGACAUGGGUGUUCUACUACUGCGGCAUCUACAUGCUUGUGAUAUUCGGUGGUCAGCACUUUAUGCAAAAUCGUCCAAGAUUUCAACUGCGUGGUCCCCUCAUCAUAUGGAACACAAUGCUGGCGAUGUUCAGCAUUAUGGGUGCUGCCCGCACGGCGCCGGAACUGUUGCAUGUGCUCCGUCACUACGGACUCUUCCACUCUGUCUGUGUGCCCAGCUACAUCGAACAAGAUCGCGUGUGCGGCUUCUGGACCUGGCUGUUUGUGCUGAGCAAGCUGCCGGAGCUGGGGGACACGAUAUUCAUUGUGCUGCGCAAGCAGCCGCUGAUCUUCCUGCACUGGUACCACCACAUCACCGUGCUAAUCUACUCGUGGUUCAGCUACACGGAGUACACCAGCUCGGCGCGCUGGUUCAUCGUGAUGAACUACUGCGUGCACUCGGUGAUGUACAGCUACUAUGCCCUGAGGGCGGCACGCUUCAAUCCGCCGCGAUUCAUCGCCAUGAUCAUCACGUCGCUGCAGCUAACGCAGAUGAUAAUCGGGUGUGCGAUCAAUGUGUGGGCCAAUGGCUUCCUGAAGACACACGGCACACAGUCGUGCAACAUCUCGCAGCGCAACAUAAACCUCUCUAUCGCCAUGUACUUUAGCUACUUUGUCCUAUUCGCGCGAUUCUUCUACAAGGUGUACCUGUCGCCGGGCGGCAACAAGAGCCGUCGCAUGGCUGCCACUCUCGCCGGCCAGAAUGCGGUCAAGCAGUCGGUGGACCACAUCUCCUCCUCGGGCGGCACUCAGUCGGAGGACCAGGCCGCCUAUCUGCGCAAGGCAAAGGCGCAGUAAGCAACAGCAGAAGAAGGAGAUGAGAAAGGAGCAGUGGCAGGAGGAUCUGUUAACGGCUAAGGACCCAUUUAUUUUGUGUCGUUGUACACGUUGUUUUUUAAUUUUAACCCCAGGGCCAGCCAGCAGCACACACACACAGAAAUUCUAGAAAUUGUAAGCAAAAAGUUGAAGCAGGUGGACAGGCAGGCAGGCAGGCAUAUACAUAUAUGUAUAUAUCCCUAUACUGUACUAUAUAUCUGAUCAUUUAUGUAUAUAAGAAACAGGCAAUCCCGAGAACUGUAUGGCAUGGGCGGGUGGGAGUAGGAGGAGAGACUGUGGAGCAUGAAGCGUCGUACAUUUAGCUGCUAUAUAGACUCUGUAAGGAAUGUUGGAAUGAGGCAUCCUUCUAUAUGUAUAAGGAAGAUGGACAUGAUUGUAUCCCCGUCCAUUGCGGGGAUCUAGAGUUAUAUAGAGAUAGCCACACCAAAAACUCUCCAAAAAGUAGUUCGCUUCACAGGCUCAAAGAUUCCUUCCUCUCCUCCGCAUACAGAUUCUGUACAGUUCUAGUGUGCUGUUGAGCCCCAAAAGAAAAAAAAGAGUCGUAUAUUUAUAUAUACCAGUAUAUAUAAUUUAAUUUGCAGAUUUAUUGACAGCCUCCCGAUGUUGAUGUCGAUUCCAUUACGAUAUUUGCGUUGUCUUCUCAGGUGGGAUUUGUGUUGCCUCCUAAGUUAGUUAGAAAUUCUCAAGCUCUCACGCUAUCCCCCCACUACAUGUAUGUGUACUAUAUCCAAUUGAUAAACUGUCUUCGCAUUCAGUCAGAAUAGGAGCGAAGAAGAGAGUAUAGCAGCGAGCAGCGUAGUUGGGGAUCGGGUCAGAGACGUAUGUACUCUAAGUCUAUAUACAUUAACAAUAUAUAUUUAUAUAAACUAUCUAAACGGAUUAUUAACGAAGCAAAGAAACAGAAACGGAACCAGAAACAGAAACAGAAAACACUAUAAGUUAGCAUAUUGUUCCACGAGCCACAGAUCGUACAGCAAAUCGUUAUUUUAAAGUAAUAAAGUGUUUUUUAAAAUGUGCAUCCAUUUAACACCACCAUUUAACCGCAAAGAUUAAGGCAUUACACUAUAUUCAGAGUUAUGGUAGGGGAAGGCAUUUAUUUAGUUAACCUUUGCAUGCAUUUUUGAAUACUUUUUCAUUUGGAAAACAGAAAAAAAAAACGUACAGUUUCUACACACACAAAGAGAAGUCCUUGAACGUAACAAAGCUUAAAUUAUAUAUUUAUAUUUGUAAGCAAAAGAGAAUGUGGUUAAGGUUGAGAUGCGAGAAGGCGAGACGCAACAGAGAGAGAGAAAGAGAGAUAAACCAAGGAAAUGAAAAGCAAAGUCCUACUUGAAAAGUUAAUUUAGUGUAAACGAGGAAACUGUAACUGAAACUGAAACCGAAAGAUGAUCGAGUGAAUCGGGAGGGAGGAUAGGAUGGGUAUGGAUCGUUCCUCCCGAUGAUAGAUGAUACGCCGUAGUGGUAAAAAUUAAAACGAACAAAUUGAAAUUUUUUGUCGGGUAUACUAAACAAAAGCGAAAAACAA
Drosophila obscura is the source of this 2706-nucleotide messenger RNA. RefSeq names its product elongation of very long chain fatty acids protein 6 (gene Baldspot). Lineage: Eukaryota; Metazoa; Arthropoda; Insecta; Diptera; Drosophilidae. Gene Ontology annotation, molecular function: fatty acid elongase activity. The record is from RefSeq and is a predicted model, not a curated record. Gene Ontology annotation, biological process: fatty acid elongation, monounsaturated fatty acid; fatty acid elongation, saturated fatty acid; fatty acid elongation, polyunsaturated fatty acid. Gene Ontology annotation, cellular component: endoplasmic reticulum membrane. Bases 204 to 1142 code for a protein of 312 amino acids. The transcript has 4 exons.